This is a messenger RNA of Populus nigra (black poplar), 1326 nucleotides long. Its product is annotated as methionine aminopeptidase 1B, chloroplastic-like. Gene Ontology annotation, molecular function: metalloaminopeptidase activity. Lineage: Eukaryota; Viridiplantae; Streptophyta; Magnoliopsida; Malpighiales; Salicaceae. The record is from RefSeq and is a predicted model, not a curated record. The transcript has 9 exons. The coding region runs from base 85 to 1164 and encodes 359 amino acids. Gene Ontology annotation, biological process: proteolysis.
AAUCCAUAAACCGGCCCCGCUCUCUCUCUCUCUGGUUUAUCCUCGUUUCUUUCUUUCCACUCUCGUUGUCUGCUGGAGAGAAAAAUGGGUUUUGCUGCUUCAAUGUCUUCCCCUCCUCCUCCUCUGCAACUUUCCUCCUCCUCCUCCUCGUCAUCAUCAUCAUGGUCAAAGUCAGCUCUUUUCAGCGUGACCCCAGUUUCCUUUUCUCCUCCAACUGGAAAAAAUGCACAGUAUCGUAAACGACUCGUCGUAUUGUCAAAGAGAGUUUCACCUCUAGAAGAGGGCAUGAGAAUCAGGAGAGAACGAGAGCUUCAAAAGACGGUUAAGUUUAGAAAAAGGCCACCAUUGAGGCGGGGGAGAGUAUCGCCAAGGUUGCCAGUGCCCGAUGAUAUUCCAAAGCCUCCAUAUUUAGGUUCAAAUGAGUUGCCAGAUAUUUCUAGUGAGCAUCAGAUUCAUGACUCUGAAGGGAUUGUUAAAAUGAGGGCAGCCUGCGAGCUUGCUGCUCGCGUUUUGGAUAAUGCUGGCAAAUUGGUUAGGCCAUCAGUGACAACAAAUGAGAUUGACAAAGCAGUGCACCAGAUGAUCAUUGAUGCUGGUGCUUAUCCUUCACCUCUUGGUUAUGGAGGAUUCCCAAAGAGUGUGUGUACAUCAGUUAACGAGUGCAUGUGUCAUGGAAUACCUGACUCCCGUCAGCUGCAGGAUGGUGACAUAAUAAAUAUUGAUGUGACGGUCUACUUAAAUGGCUAUCAUGGAGACACUUCAAAAACAUUUCUGUGUGGGAAUGUCAAUGAUGCUCUUAAGCGUCUCGUGAAGGUGACUGAGGAGUGUUUGGAAAGAGGGAUAGCUCUAUGUAAAGAUGGUGCUAGUUUCAAGAAAAUCGGAAAGAGAAUUAGUGAGCAUGCUGAAAAAUAUGGUUAUGGUGUGGUGGAGCGUUUUGUUGGACAUGGUGUAGGGACUGUAUUUCAUUCUGAACCAUUAAUACUACAUAAUCUCUGUUUCUUCUGCGCUGUGCUUUGCACUAAUAACUCAAGAGGCCUCGUGGCUCAUGGGCAUAGUAGCAGUAUAUCAUCCUUGCUUUAUGAGCACUACUGGACUAAUUUCUGUCAAUUCUUUUGCCGGUUGAAUAUCAAACAACAAACUCAAAUCAAUUCAGCUAAGCCUUAAUCUGAACUAUUUAGGCCUAUCCCUUUUUUCUUUCAUUUUCCCUACUGAUAAUCCAUUUUAAUUUUCCAAUGUUUAGAAAAGUGGAAAUAUUUUUAUGGACCUGUUAUUAUUCAAGGAUAAACAAAUGGAAUGCCUUCAAAUGCAUCAUCUUUGUUCAAGUCA